UUGUGACAAGGAGCUGCUCAGGAGCAGGAACCCAGCGGCAGCUUGAAGAACAUGAGCAGGGGAGGAGACUGUGUGUGAAGGGACGGGGCAGCUGAGAAGAGGUGGAUGGUGCGCAGAGUCUCGGGCUGAGGGGGGCAGACCUGCAGCUCCGGGCACCCAGACAAAGGGGGCAGGAAGGAGCAGUGAAGGGAGAGAGGCUGAAGCCAGUGCAGCCCAGCAGGCAAGGCAGAGGCCGGCUCUGUGUCCGAGGCUCGGAGCUCAGCAACCUGAGCAGAAGAGAAGGCAGGGACCAGGCACACCAUGAUCGGCACCAGGUCCAGGGGUUCGGAGCUCCCAGAGCCGGAGCCAAACCACGAGAAACUCGCUCUGAAAGCCUUCAAGAAAGUUGGGCUGCGCGAAGAUGAAGAUGUAAAAUUCAUGAUGACAGGCAGCAUCCUACAAAAAAUAAAGUCGAGAUUGUGGAAGAAGGAUCGAUGGAUGAAACUCCAGGAGGAUGGGUUGUCUGUUUGGUGUGAGUCGAAAUGCAGGAAAAAGCCAUGUACCUUCUCGGUGAUGGAUAUACGGGAUGUCCAAGAGGGGCACCGGUCAGAGGUGAUGAAGAAACAUGGCCACAGUUUCCCGGAGAAGCGAUGUUUCACCAUCGUGUUUGUGGGUGGUCGGACAAACCUGGACCUGGUGGCAGCAUCGGAGGAAGAAGGGAGGCGAUGGGUUCAAGGACUGAAAAAACUGAGAAAAAAAGCAGAAAAAAUGAGCCAGCGAGAGAAAAUUCACCACUGGAUCCAUGAGUACCUCCGGAAGGCCGACAAAAAUAAGGACAACAAAAUGAGCUUCAAAGAGAUUAAAAACCUGCUGAAGAUGAUCAACAUUGAGGCAAGCGAUGAAUAUGCUUACCAGGUCUUCAAGCAAUGUGACAAAUCCAAAACAAACAAAUUGGAAGAGCAAGAGAUCGAGGAGUUCUGCAAGUUUCUGAUGCAGCGAUCAGAAUUGGAGGAGAUCUUUAACUAUUACUCAGGAGAGGACCAGAUCCUGACUGUCAGUGAGAUGAAGAAUUUCUUAAAGGAACAGAACGAAAUUGCCACUGACGAAAAUGUAGUGGCGAUUAUACACAAAUUUGAGCUGAAUGAAACAGCUAAGCAGAACCAGCUCUUGACCCAAGAUGGCUUCAUGAUGUACCUGCUGUCUCCUGAUGGGGACGUGUUUAACUCCAGCCAUGACCAGGUUUUCCAAGACAUGACCCAUCCACUCAGCCACUACUUCAUCUCUUCUUCCCAUAACACCUAUCUGAUGGAGGACCAGCUGGGAGGACCCAGCAGUACUGAGGCCUAUAUUAGAGCUCUCCUGAGGGGCUGUCGCUGUGUGGAGUUGGACUGCUGGGAGGGGCCAAAUGGAGAGCCAAUCAUCUACCAUGGAUACACGCUCACCUCAAAAAUCCUCUUCAAAGAUGUCAUCACAACCAUCCGGGAUUACGCUUUCACGGUUUCUCUGUAUCCUGUUAUUCUAUCCCUGGAGAAUCACUGUGGUGUGGAACAGCAGACAGUCAUGGCCCGGCACUUAAAGGAGAUCCUCGGUGACAUGCUGGUAACUGCACUGAUCGAUGGCAAAGUCCCGAAUGAGCUUCCAUCACCCGAGAAACUCAAAGGCAAGAUUCUGAUAAAAGGGAAGAAAUUUGAUGGUUCGGGGCCCACGUUGGAUCAGGAGGAAGCACCAGAGGACUAUGAAGAGGAGAGUGUGAACAAUGGAGACAAAAGCAGAAAGGAGGUGGUGAAGGAACUGUCGAAGGAGCUGUCGGACCUUGUGGUUUACUGUAAGGCUGUUCAUUUCUGCAGCUUCCAGGACUCCUCAAACAAGGCCUGUGCCUGUGAACUCUCAUCCUUCUCUGAGAAUAAAGCAAAAAAGCUCAUCUGUGAGUCAGGCAUCACCUUUGUUUGUUACAACGCUCUGCAGCUGUCCAGGAUCUAUCCCACUGGCUCUCGGAUAGACUCGUCCAACUACAACCCUCAGGAGAUGUGGAAUGCCGGUUGUCAACUGGUGGCCUUGAAUUUCCAGAAGCCCGGAAUGGAGAUGGAUCUAAACAAAGGGAAGUUUCGACAGAAUGGCCGCUCGGGAUACAUCCUGAAACCCGGUUUCAUGAGGGACAGGUCCCUUCAGUUUGACCCUUCACGGCCUGUCCCAGGAUCAGGUCUCAAGAAGACACAACUGAUUAUUGAUAUUAUUACAGCACAGCAGCUCCCUAAAGUGAAUAAGGAUAAAAAGAAUUCCAUUGUGGACCCCCUGGUGCGUGUGGAGGUUUACGGUGUUCCUGAUGAUAAUGCCACACAAAAGACCAGCCAUGUUGAAAAUAACGGAUUUAAUCCGGUGUGGAAUGAAGUGCUCCGGUUUACAAUCAGUGUUCCCGAGCUCGCUCUUAUCCGAUUUGUGGUUGAAGAUUAUGAUGCAACCACCAGCAAUGACUUCAUUGGGCAGUUUACGCUCCCGUUCACCAGUGUGAGAGAAGGCUAUCGACACGUCCACUUACUGUCCAGGGAUUCAGCCUCCCUCUCACCGGCAACUCUCUUUGUCCGGAUCAGGAUUAAGAGUGUAUAGUGCAGAGUGAGCAGGGACACACUCACAGUCUGAUUGUCACAUGGGCUAAAACUGGAACCCCACCCCCGUCUUUCUCCCUGCCCAGUGCAACCACAAGGAGUCAGGGGGGAGUGUGACUGAAUGAAGAGGCUCCACACACUGUGUGACUAUCUAUACAUCUUAAACAGUUCUACAGCAUGACACAGAUAUAACUCACCAGUCUGGCUCUGAAGCCAGCUUUAUUCUGGAUCAUUUCUAAGCCAGCUCCAGACUGACUCCAGGCUGUUAUUGAAAAGAUCUGCAAUCAAGAUCCUGUCAAACAUUAAAUGAAUAUAAACCCUUUUCGAAACUCUAGCUCAAAAUGUGGAAUCAUUCAAUAGCACCACCGAUGUAUCACUGAAUGGGUCUUACCCAGUCUAACCCAGGAACAUGGAGUGUGCAAAGGCACAGGCAAAAAUUCAGAUCUUGCAGCUUUAGCUAAAUUCCCUCCACCUUCUGUACUCACAGCGUUUUAUCAAUGUGUAUAUAUAUAUAUGUAAAAAUAUAUAAAGUCAGCUGUUUAUUUUA
Molecule: messenger RNA, 3129 nt
Organism: Carcharodon carcharias (great white shark)
Lineage: Eukaryota; Metazoa; Chordata; Chondrichthyes; Lamniformes; Lamnidae
Product: 1-phosphatidylinositol 4,5-bisphosphate phosphodiesterase delta-3-like
Exons: 15
Coding region: 301-2583 (760 amino acids)
Biological process (GO): intracellular signal transduction; lipid metabolic process
Molecular function (GO): phosphatidylinositol-4,5-bisphosphate phospholipase C activity; calcium ion binding
Source: RefSeq, a predicted model, not a curated record